AUGUAUCCCCAACAUGGUCCUCCAAUGGCUCCGCCGCAGAAACCGGAGACCUUCAUGCUCUCGACGGAAGCGCAGCACAACCUCCCCCACGACGCGCAAGUCGCCCUGCAGCAAGUGGACAAUUUGAAAUACUUCCUUUUGUCGGCGCCUGUUGACUGGCAGCCCGACCAGCUCAUUCGUCGUUUUUUACUUCCGACCGGCGACUACGUCUCUUGCAUUCUAUGGAGUAACCUUUUCCACAUCUCCGGUACGGAUAUCGUCCGAUGCCUCGCAUUUCGAUUCCAAGCGUUCGGUCGUCCAGUGAAGAACUCGAAGAAGUUUGAAGAAGGCAUUUUCUCCGAUCUCCGAAAUCUCAAGGCCGGCACCGAUGCGACUUUAGAGGAACCGAAGAGCGCAUUCCUGGACUUCUUGUACAAAAACAACUGCAUUCGAACCCAGAAGAAGCAAAAGGUCUUUUACUGGUACAGCGUGCCUCACGACCGAUUGUUUUUGGAUGCGCUGGAGCGCGACUUGAAGCGCGAGAAGAUGAACCAGGAAGCGACCACGGUCGCCGUCAGUGAACCGGCCAUGUCCUUCGAAUUCGAUUCGUCCCAGUCUCUCUACGAGCAAUUGACGAAAGCACAACAAGCAAACUCGUCUUCUUUCUCGGCUCAUGCAAGUGCUCAUAUUAGCGCUCAUGCAAGUGCCCACCCUAGUGCCCACGCAAGUACGACAUAUGGCCAGCCCAACUCCCCCGUGCUUCGGACCGUUGACGCAAUGCCUCCUCCCCAGAUGGCUCCCCCAGCGAUGCCUCUUCUCCAGGACGAGUCAGUCCAACCGAUGUACAGCAACCCGUCGAUGCCCAUGUCGAACAACCUAGUCCAGAGCAUUAUUAAACGCGAGCAAGACUACGGAACCAUUCAGUACGACCGCAACGGAAUGCCUAUCCCCCGCAUUCAUCAGCGCCAUUCCUCGAUGCCGACAUUUUACGAAUACUCGCCUGCGCCAUCCUUUGUGUCAUCGCAGUACGAGGAUUACAGCAAUCGCGGCCUGUCAUUUGAGCCAGUUACCCCGCCUCAGCACUCGGUCGGACUCGGCGCAGAGCCCGCCUACAUCGCCAACGAAGACACGGGCUUGUACACCGCGAUUCCGGAUCUCUCUCACGCAGCCCCGUACAACCCCAUGAUGCAGCUUCCGCCGUCUAACUUUACCAACGGUCAUUACCAAGCGGCGCCUCGGCCCUACUCGACCAACCCGUACUCGGUGAUUGAGGGCUCGCCAACUUAUAAACAGCGGCGACGCCGUCCAUCUAUGACCCCAGGCUCUUCUCAAGGUACCCCUGGUGUGAUGAAUGGCUCUGCUCCCCCUCAGCCCGCUCCGCACCCGACCGCUUAUGCUGCUCACAAGCCAAGUGAUCUCCGGCGCUCAGUCUCAAGCUCUGUGGCUCCCGGUCUGGAGGAUGAGUCUGCGCAUGACUUAGUACGCACAUACCCGAGUGCCAUGCUUCCUCAGAGGGACUUGCUGAAUGAGAUUUCGCGCCACGGUACCCCACUGCAGCAUCUAGAUGGUAGCGUGGAGCCACAGUCGGUACCCCUGUCACACCCGCAUGACGACUUGGCAGCGCUACCUACCAGUGCCGUCAUCGAGGCAACCGUUCAAAAUAGCACCAGUCGAGAGCGUUCAGCCCCCGGUCCCGCUCGUCGGGCACGCAGUGCAACAAUGAUGGAAUUGGGCCCGUACCCGCAUAAAUCUCACUCUUGCCCGAUUCCGUCAUGUGGCAGACUCUUCAAGCGUUUAGAGCAUCUCAAAAGACACGUGAGGACUCACACACAAGAACGUCCAUACCCCUGUCCAUACUGCAGCAAAGCCUUCUCGCGCUCGGACAACCUUGCCCAACACCGCAGAAUCCAUGAGGCCCAACAAGAUGGCCACCCUCUCGUUUCCGAGGAGGACCUGGAGAAUGACGGAAAUGAAUUCGACUCCGCGGGUGAAGAGUCAUCUCCACCGGCGCCAGAGUCAGUUCACACUCCCCACAUGGGCCACAUGCCUGCCAUGACGUCCAUGGCUGCACCUAUGAGCAUGCCCUCGGCUGUCCACUCCACCAUGGUUGGCACCCACAUGAUUGCUCCUCAGCUUCUCCAGCAGCAGAUGUAA
This is a messenger RNA of Penicillium odoratum, 2133 nucleotides long. It is a transcript of the gene steA, whose product is annotated as sexual development transcription factor SteA. The transcript has 5 exons. Gene Ontology annotation, molecular function: DNA-binding transcription factor activity. The record is from RefSeq and is a predicted model, not a curated record. Gene Ontology annotation, cellular component: Ste12p-Dig1p-Dig2p complex; nucleus; Tec1p-Ste12p-Dig1p complex. Gene Ontology annotation, biological process: regulation of DNA-templated transcription; sexual reproduction. Bases 1 to 2133 code for a protein of 710 amino acids. NCBI's taxonomy places the organism in Eukaryota, Fungi, Ascomycota, Eurotiomycetes, Eurotiales, Aspergillaceae.